CGGUGGCGGUAUCGAGCUCAAGACUGGUUUAAAAGCACGUUCGUCGUUCGAAGAGACCUAUGAACCACUAGUGGAAGACGAUGAUCAGCCACUGUUCCGAGCGCGCAUAGGCCGUCGUUCGGCCAUGCCGCCAGACGAACCACGCGAGGACGAACAGGACGUGCACGUACUCAAAGCGCGAAUCGGUCGCCGUAGCAACCCCUCAGUUACCGGUUCUGUGACGAGAGCAGCCAGUGUCAUAUGCACCGACAGCGAAGGCAGGAACGUGCACCACAUCCUUUCCGACGGCGUUGAUAUUGCUAGGCGGCCUAGCCGGUCAAUGUCUAUCGACCCAGGCCAGGGAGACACCACUGUUCCGGAAUCCGUCAGCAGGGUGUUGCACAGGGCCCGCAGGCACCGCCAUUCCCCCUGGUCCAGGUCCAGGUCCAGGUCGCGCCACAGGAGCCACAGAUACCGCAGACCGCUGUGCGAUCUUAGGCGCUCGUCACAGAUGUCGCACGCGGUGCAGCUCAUCCGUGCCGCCUCUGUACCGCCUUAUCAGUACAUGUGUGCUCAGCAACCUGCCACUCAGGUGUACACGUCAUUCUCGCCGCCUCCUAUGCCGCCUCCUGUGCGGCCGCCUCUUUAUUCACCUUCCAUUGUGCCACCCGUUUGCAUGGAGCCGAACCUUCGCUUCGAAAACCGCAGGUACCACAGACGUCCCCCGCCAUGGGUUUUUCGGCGGCAGCCGCCGCCGUAUACUCAGGAGAUGAUUAUUUCGCAGCAAAACCUGUCGCAGGUACAGCCCGCCUCAUUGGCAACCGCGAGCAGGGCGACGACCACCGCAUCGUUCGCCACAGCGCUCGAUGCCGAAGUCUCUCAACAGCAGCAGCAGCAGCAGCAGCAGCAGCAGCAGCAGCAGCAGCAGCAGCAGCAGCAGCAGCAGCAGUCAACCAUGAUUAUUUCUCAAGGAAGCACAAACGAAGGCCCUUCGGCGCAGUUCCACGUGACCACAUCAGCGGCUGUUCCGGAGACGACUGUCGUAGUAGAACCGCUAGACCAGACACUCGUUUGCGUUACCACAACACCGGCGACAUCGGCGAGGCGCUCAGAUUCGACGGCAUGCCGACGACUAUCAACGUCUACGGAAAUCAGGCCCAGCACCACAGCGCAAAGCGUCGACGCCGUUCACUUCGCCGAGAGCUCGCAGGGAAACGACGGCAGCUCAAGCUCGGAUACACAUGUCACAACCGUGUGGCAAGCUCGCUUCCUGGAUGAGUGGGAGCAGGAAAAACAGCCACCCGAAGCCAAAUCAACUGACCUGAUAAUUUCCAGGGAGAACCGCUUGUACGGUACCUUGGUGAAGAAUUUGCCCCAGCGUGGUCACAGCAUGCUUUACAUUAUCCUACUGGUGGGCACGCUUGCAGGAAUGGCAGCCACCUUCAGCAUUUAUGCCAGGCGUCAAGCACGCCAUGUGAGCACGGAGAACGACGCCGAUACUGAAGGCAGUGGCCAGCAGCCGUUGAUGUUCGGCCCAUGGGUGAAUGGUGACACCGCCAAGAGGGCGUCCUGCUUCGACCCGUCAUGCAUCAACCAGUUUGUACAGCUGUCUCGGUCGCUUGACUCUACCGUGAGUCCGUGUCAGAACUUCUAUGGUCACGUGUGCUCUGCGCGGCGGACCAACGGCACCGUUGACGAGCAAAUAGCACAACAGACCGAAUCCCGUGUGGUAGGCUUUUUUAAGGGCAUCGGCAGCCCCGACAGGGACUUGCCUGUGGCGUCUGCCUCGAGACGCCUCUGGAAGGACUGCGUCGACUUGGCUACGCUGAGCAAGUUAGGCAGGGCGCCUUUGCAGGCACUGCUCAACCUGACGGGCUUGGGUGGCUGGCCGUACGCUGGCGUAGUGCAGCCUGGGCAAGUGUGGAGGACGGCCGGCAGGCUGCAGCGGCUCAUGGGGCUGGCACCACUCGUCGGUGUUGUUGCGCUGCCCGAUGGCGCCAUGCAACUGGUCCCGGGCGACCAGGGGAGCCUGGAAGCCGACGACGUGCUCGACUCUAUGCUGGCACUGCGGCGCAACAACUCGCGUCUGCGCGAUUUGGCGGCGGACGUGGCCGACCUGGGGCGACGGCUGAGCGGCUUGCACGAGCGUCGCGCGCCCACCGACGGCGCCGACGUGCAACCGCCGCAGCUCUACCUGGACGCGGCGCUAGAAGGUUUGCAGAGGCCAAGCCAAGUGCACGUAGGCGAGGCAGGAUUGCUGAAGCAGUACAUGCUUCUCGCGAACAAGAGCAGUUCCCGUACGGUGCUUAACCUGCUCGGCUACAGGCUUAUCCGACACGUUGACCUCUUCACGCCGGCUGUUGUGAAGGCUGACCUCAACUCGGGAGCCUCAUCCAGAAGGGAGUCCCUGUGCGCGCGCAUGACCCUCGAAUAUGCACUGACGGGCGACGCAGCCGAGUACGUGCGCUACGCAUCGCUGCGAAGCCACCUUGACUUCGACUUGGUGCGAUCGACAGUGGCGCAGCUGAAGCGCGUGCUGGUCGCGAAGCUGUCGGAACUGCGUUGGAUGGACGGCGCCACGCGUAAGAGCGCCCAGACGCGCCUGCGGGAGCUCAAGGUGCGCUUCUUCUUCGACCGAUACGAGGGCAGCAACGGGAGCGCGCAGGCCCGCUGGCCGACCGCACUCCCGUCGCAGGCGUUGGCCACCUACCAGAGGUUCCGCGAGGCGCGCUUCCGGAGCCAGUUGUCCCAAGGCGACGACGUGCUGGGCGCCGAGCAGCAGUGCGCCUACGACGUCGGAUACAAGGUGCUGUUCGUCGGGCUGUCUGUCGUGGAGGUGCGCGAGCCCGAGAACCCCGCGUGGCCCGCGUUUCAGGCGGCGCGGCUGGGCCCGCGCCUGGCGCGCUGCCUGCUGCACGUGCUGCUGCAGCGCGUGCACUGGUCGGCCGCGUCACGUGGCCGGCUGGACGCACUACGUAGCCGCGGCUGCGGAGGUACGACGGUUGCCGACGUUGGAGCCCUGGCGCCGGCCAAGGACGUCUUCGACACGUACGUGCGCCGGCUCGGACAAGGCGCCAGCAACACGCCCAGCUGGGACAAGGCGUUCUACCUUGUUUACGCCAACUCUCUGUGCGAGGACCCGGACCACCAGAGGAGACCACAGCAGCACGACGGUCCGCACUGGGAGCGCGUCAACAGGCCGUUGUCCACCGACCCGAAAUUCCAGAAGGUGUUCCAGUGUCACCCCCAAGAAAGCAACAGCGCGUGCUCCUUUUGGGGAGCAUGAUGAUCCCGACUCGGUUCACUCGCCCCAACUAUUUCCAAUUAAAUAGUCACCGUACAUUUGUCAGUCA
Molecule: messenger RNA, 3332 nt
Organism: Dermacentor andersoni
Lineage: Eukaryota; Metazoa; Arthropoda; Arachnida; Ixodida; Ixodidae
Biological process (GO): protein processing
Cellular component (GO): plasma membrane
Molecular function (GO): metalloendopeptidase activity
Source: RefSeq, a predicted model, not a curated record